AUGAGAAACAAGAAUACUCUCGACAAAAUACAUUGCAUGAAUUUCAAUCAAGAUUGUGGAUGCUUUGCUGUGGGUCAUGAGCAUGGAUUCUUAGUUUACAACACAGAUCCUUUGGAAUUAAAGGUAAAACGGGACUUUACCAAUAGCAUUCGUCUGGCCAAUCUGUCACAACACCCUUUAUACCCACCGCGUUCUUCAUCUUCAUUAGCAUCGAAUUCGUCUAAAUCAACAACAGUGGAGCUGCGACAAAAUAAAAGUUCUCGUAUCGGUAGCACCCUUGGUGAUACUGCUAAAGGUAUUAAUAAGGUCAACUAUGGUAGUGGUGGUGAAGGUGGAGAUGUACAAACAGAAGAUCCAGGGUCAGAUAAGAACAGGAUUGGCUCUCAAAUUAAACGCGAGCCAAUAGCUGAAUUCGGUGAUUACGGGUCAUCAAUUGGACAUGUAACCAUGUUAUACAGAACAAAUUACCUUGCACUCAUUGGAGGGGGUGUUCAUGCACGAUUUCCACCAAAUAUGUUGAUCAUAUGGGACGAUCUAAAGAGAAAAAUCAGCUUACAAGAAGCAUUCGCAAACCCAAUACUCAAUGUUCUCUUAUCAAGAACCAAGAUUAUUGUAGUAUUGGUUGAUGAAUUGUACAUAUACGAGUUUACAACACCAUUAAAGAAACUAUACACAUAUAAAACACAUCCUCAAAAUGAGCAGGGGUUGGCAAGUCUAGUCACAACAAGUGCUGGUGGAAACCGCUUCAAUGCUCAGUACACGAAAAGUACUGCUCUGGGGGUUGUGGUUCACAAUAGUACUACAGUGGCAUUUCCAGGGAAAGCAACGGGCCAAAUACAAAUUGUUGUUUUGAACAAUCAAACUGAUGAUUCCAAUACAUCUGUAAAGAACAACAAUUUAUAUGUACAACAAUUGUCACUGUCAGUGCCACCAACACCACCACCACCACCACAACAACAACAACAACAACAACAACAACAACAACAACAACAACAACAACAACAACAACAACAACAACAACAAGCACCAUUGUUGUCCCCAUCAAAAGCAUCAUCAAACUCUUCCACUUCCACUUCUAUUCCAGCUGUUGUUGCUGCUGCUGCUGUUAGUACUCUGGUACCUCCGACUGUCACUAUCAUUCGAGCCCAUAAAUCAGCUAUUCACAAUAUAUGUCUCAACAAUCUCGGUACAAUGGUGGCAAGUGCGUCUAUCACCGGUACAAUUAUUCGAAUCCACUCAACCGAGACAACAAACUUGUUAUAUGAAUUCAGACGUGGCUUAGACAAGGCAGAGAUUACAUCGAUGGAGUUCAGUCCUGAUGGUAACAAAUUGGCAGUCAUAUCAGACAAAUACACAUUGCACAUAUACUCUUUGGAUGACCAAUUUGCAAAUGGUGCCGACCAAGCUACAUAUGGUACACAUAAGACACUGGCUGUUCAACAUUCACAUGGCAACUCUGAUUCUCCAAUGCAAAAUAACAAAGAACAUGUACUCAGCAGAUAUAUCUCGAGAAUCCCAUCGCGCAUCGUUCCUCAAUACUUCAAAAGCACUUGGAGUUGCUGCAGUGUCAAUACUGGCAAAUACCAUCCGAAUGAAACCGUAUUGGAUAAAGGAACACUUGGGUGGCUAGAUUCCGAUACGGUGGUUAUACUUUGGCCAGUUAAGCAAUUAGUAGAAAAAUACAUGAUCAUUAAGGAUAGCUCAGGAACUAUAAACAGUAGUGAUAUUGACGAUACAGUUGUGCAACAAAAGCACCGAUGGAAGCUCAUUAGAGUAAGCUGGAAAACCUUGGAACUUUCAUAA
Messenger RNA from Lodderomyces elongisporus, 1803 nucleotides. RefSeq lists its product as uncharacterized. Gene Ontology annotation, molecular function: protein binding; phosphatidylinositol-3-phosphate binding; phosphatidylinositol-3,5-bisphosphate binding. The coding region runs from base 1 to 1803 and encodes 600 amino acids. Gene Ontology annotation, cellular component: cytosol; phagophore assembly site membrane; extrinsic component of membrane. Gene Ontology annotation, biological process: nucleophagy; protein lipidation; autophagy of mitochondrion. NCBI's taxonomy places the organism in Eukaryota, Fungi, Ascomycota, Pichiomycetes, Serinales, Debaryomycetaceae. The transcript has a single exon. The record is from RefSeq and is a predicted model, not a curated record.